Molecule: messenger RNA, 1267 nt
Organism: Misgurnus anguillicaudatus (oriental weatherfish)
Lineage: Eukaryota; Metazoa; Chordata; Actinopteri; Cypriniformes; Cobitidae
Product: arylamine N-acetyltransferase, pineal gland isozyme NAT-10
Molecular function (GO): arylamine N-acetyltransferase activity
Source: RefSeq, a predicted model, not a curated record
GGCUUUUCUUCAGAAUCUUCUGGGCUUCACUGAAUAGCAAGAAGUCAAAUGGAUCUGAGCGAGUACUUCAACAGGAUUGGGUUUAAGGGCCAAUAUGACAAAGCCGACCUUGAAACUUUAUUCACCAUCCACAAGCUGCAUGUUUUGAAUAUUCCAUUCGAAAACCUCAGCAUCCACUGUGGGGAGAAGAACACUAUGGACCUGUCAAUCAUCUAUAAUAAAAUUGUGAAGAGCAAUCGAGGUGGCUGGUGUUGUGAAAACAACCUCUUGUUCUCAUGGGUCUUACGAGAGAUGGGUUACAAAUACACAACACUUGGCUCCAAGGUGUUCAGCAAGUUCAAAAAUGAUUUCUACCCUGUAGAUUCUCAUCUCAUUAAUCUGGUGGAGAUUGAUGGAAAACCUUACAUUGCUGAUGUGAGCUACGGUGUGUCGUGUCAGAUGUGGUACCCUUUGGAGAUGAUUUCAGGUAAAGACCAACCACAGCCUCCUGGUGUUUUCCGUCUCCUAAAUGAUGGGAUGACGUGGGUGCUGGAGAAGUCUGGAAGAAAGCAGCUUGUCAAAGAUAAAGCCUUUGCUAAUUCUACUCUUAUUGACCACCGUCUGACGAAAACGAUGUAUCGCUUCACAUUGACACCACGUGGGGCGGAUCACUUCCUGGAGACAUCAGAGUCCCUGCAGACGAGUGCAGACUCUCGGUUUGUACUCAAAUCCAUUUGUUCCCUGCAGACACCUACAGGCUUUAAGGCUCUGAUUGGCUGGACUUUCAGUGAGAUCACAUUCAACCCACAGGAGGACUUUGACUUGGUGGACAUGAAGGAAAUUCCAGACUGUGAGAUAGAAGCUUUGCUGAAGGAAAAGUUUAAUCUGGUGUUAGUUAACAAGUUCACACCUAAAAACAACAAAGCUAAUUAUUGCAUGUAAUAGAUAAAACAUUUGUGCUACAAGGGUAUGAGUGCUUAUUUAAUCUCUAAUGAAAAACAAACAUAUGCACCUAUAAAUACAAUUUAAUCUUUGCCACUCCUUCAAUAAUUUUAUAAGAAUAACCCUGGAGAACCCACAGGGUCACAUUUGGCCUCUGUUAAUGGCUGUUUCCUAAAAGGGUUCUCCAGGGUUAAAAAAAGAAAUGCAUAAUAAACAUAAAAAUGGAUAAUUAGUCAAACAAAUAAAUGCACAUGAACUUUACAUAGCUACACAUAAUAAUAUUUUAUAUUACGAGACACUUGAAGACUAGGGGUCCUAUUUUAACGAUCUGAAACGCGUAAGCACA